AUGGCCAAUUCAACUGAAUAUUGGGUGGUGGCAUUGUAUUCUGGAUUGGCCAUCACGGGUUUACUCGGCAAUCUGUGGGUUCUACUGAGUGUCACUGGGGAAAUGUUUCGUUGUUGUCGCCCACAGUGGUCGAAUGUACGUUGUAAGCCAACAAUGCUGUGUUCAGCAACAAUCUAUUUAUUGAUUCUGUCGGUUGUCGAUUUGAUCUCAAUGCUGCCUGUGCCAUUAUUAGCUACAGAUAUAAUUCAUAAUGAGUGGCCAUUCGGCUUAUUUUUGUGUAAAUUGAUAUUCUUCUGCGAAGGUGCUAAUAAGUCCCUUUCGCCACUUGUUUUAACUGCGCUAAGUGCUGACCGUUACGUGGCUGUUUGUCGUGCCACAUUGGUCUGGUUACGUCGUUCCAAGUUUGCGUUACUCCUUCUUUUGGCUUGUUUUUGUUUUUCAUUAUUCUUCAUUAUGCCAGUUGUUUAUUAUGCUGAAAUUAAUAAUAUGGUUGAUGCUAACUACAAAGAACAUCCCAAAUGCGUCGUGCAAAUGUCAAGAAAUUUCGAUAUUGCUCACGUUUUUACGUGUUACUUGAUACCGUUACUACUAAUCUGUUCGGUUUAUGUGGCCAUUCUUCAUCGUCUUUAUCGCCAUACUCAUAACAGUACAGUUGGUAGACGUACAAGCAUAUCGCUUGGUAGAGUUCUGAAAUGCUCUGUUUUUGUGGUGGCUUACUAUUUUGUUUGUUGGACUCCUUAUUGGGCUCUAAGAAUAGUAGCAAUUAUACAAGGUUUGUUUAUUUAUCAACAUUUCUUUAUGAUUGAUGAUCGCGUUGAUCGACAAAUGCUCCCUUAA
Anisakis simplex (herring worm) is the source of this 837-nucleotide messenger RNA. The record is from the annotation of a GenBank genome assembly. NCBI's taxonomy places the organism in Eukaryota, Metazoa, Nematoda, Chromadorea, Rhabditida, Anisakidae.